UUGUUAUAUAUAAAAAGAUAAGUGCAAACAUUUAAAAACCCCUUUCAUUCAAAUGACUUGCAGUUGGAAAACAUUCUAAAUAGUUUACCAAUUAUUUCAAUUAAUUUAAUUAUAUUAAUUAAAUUUAGUAUUCAAGAAAGUUGGAAUCAAACUUUUUUAAGCUCACAAAAAUGUGCACAGAUUUCGAUUCUUGCUCCGAAAAUUCACACAGAUUUUAGUAGCACUUAAUGAUAAGUAAAAAAAAUAAUUCCAUUUAUAAACUUUUUAAAAUAAAUAUAACAUAUAAUUAUAAAUAAUAAUAAAAACAACGAACACAAAAUGCCGUCGCCGAGCAAGAAGCAAGCACAGCCGCAUUUGUCUUUAAUGACCAGCAGCAAUGAUGAUGAUUAUAUGAAAUUAGCCGAUGCUGGUAUCAGCAAUGAUGCUUUCCAAGCGCCGCCACAAACACCACAAACAGCAACAACAAAUAUCUGCGAUAGCAUGGAAUUCAUUUCGGCCACACCAAUUCAAAAUCCAAAUCCAAAUUCAGUCAACACUAAACAACACACCAAUCACACUGAUGAAUUAGUUUUAAGAAAUAAUAGCAAAAAUAAUAGCAACAACACCAAUAAGAAUGACAACACACCAUACUACACCAGUAACAAUGGCGUACCACAUGGACACUAUCGAUAUACAUUGCCAUUGUCACUGACAGCGCCAUUGCCACAACCCUUGCCACCACCAAUAGCACAACAAAAAGAGCAACAAUUACAAAAAGUUUCGCAACAGGAUGAUAAAUAUAGAUUAUAUACAAUUUAUGGAAAUGAUACCGACAAUGACAAGUUGUCCGGUCUCCCACAAUCGACGACUGGUUCACUAAGCUCAAUCAUCACGACGUCCAUAGCAUCCUCAGAACCAGAUCCUGGCACGGGUGGUGGUGGUCGUGGUAGCGGAGGCGGGGGUGGUGGAGGUGGCAACAGUAGCAUUGGCGCUUUAGAUGCGAGCAGUAUUGCCGGUGUGCCUGGCAGCAGUGAUGAGAAGUUGGCCUUAAAUCGACCAGGUAUUAAGCAGGAGAAAUGGUCUUCAAUAUUAUUGCAAGUGUCGAUACCGUUCUUUUUGGCUGGUGUGGGCACAAUCGGUGCGGGUAUUGUGCUCGGCCGUGUAGAGAAAUGGCGUGUUUUCAAAGAGAUCACCGAACUAUUCAUACUCGUGCCGUCACUGCUUGGCCUGAAGGGCAAUCUCGAUAUGUGCCUCGCAUCACGUCUCUCCACACAGGUCAAUUUGGGCAAUAUGACGUCACGUAAAGAAGUCAUUCGUAUGAUUGUCGGCAAUAUAGCAUUGGUUCAAGUGCAGGCGACGGUGGCGUCCUUUUUGGUUGCAAUGUUUGCCAUUGUUGUUGGUUUGGCGAUGGAUGGCACAUUCUUUUUUGAACAUGUUAUGCUGCUGAUAGCGUCCGCUAUGUUUACGGCGACCUCAUCGUGCUUUGUUUUAGAUUUUGUGUUAGUGGCUGUGAUAUUAUUGUCUGAAAAAUUCAAUUUAAAUCCUGAUAACUUAGCAACACCGUUAGCGGCAUCUAUCGGUGAUGUCGUUUCAAUAAGCUUGCUCUCCUUCAUCGCUUCAUUACUUUUCGAUCACAUAAAAACUCAUUUAUGGAUCACAUUUGUUAUAGUCGCUUGUUAUUUAGUGCUUUUACCCAUGUGGGUUGCUAUUGUGCUCAAAAAUAAAUAUACUCGUCCGGUAUUGAAGAGUGGCUGGGUUCCGGUACUCUCUGCGUUGUGUAUAAGUGGCCUCGGCGGUCUUGUGCUCGAUGCAUCUGUUGAAAUAUUCAGCGGAUUCGUCGUGUUUCAACCAAUUAUCAACGGCAUUGGCGGUAAUUUGGUGUCGGUGCAAGCGAGUAAAAUUUCAACAAUGCUUCACCAGAGCUCUAUUAUUGGCAUUAUACCACCACAUACGAAGAUUUUCGAAUGGCCAUGGAAAGCGCUGUUCAAAGGAGUUCCAUAUGCUAAAACGGCGCGCAUACUCCUUGGCAUGUCAAUUCCCGGUAAUAUUGUGUUCGUUUUUGCUGCCGAUUACAUACAUAUGUCCACGUCCACGGUUACUAUUGCUUUCGUUUUAUCUUAUCUGACGGCGAGUUUAAUUCAGGUUAUGUUACUGUUGUAUAUUGCUCACGUUAUUGUGCAUGCGAUGUGGAAAUGGAAAAUUGAUCCCGACAACUCAUCGAUUCCGUAUCUAACUGCGCUGGGCGAUUUGCUGGGUUCAAGUUUAUUAGCGCUGGCCUUCCUCUUCCUUCUUUCGAUUAAUCAAGAAUACGGCACUGAACUGAACGAACUCAAUGCCUCGAACUGAGAGCGAAAAAACGUGAGCCCCAAAUAAAUUACAUAUAUUGUAUAUGAUAAAAAAGAGUAGAGGGGUGUGAGACUACAACGUUUAAAGUAAAACAAAUAAAUACAACAAUUAAAUGAAAGGCUUUAAAGUGAUUAACGAAAAUUUAUUAAAAAGAAGAAAAAGUUCCCGAUUUUCCCAAGCCGAAGCGUGGUAAAGCAGCAA
Bactrocera latifrons is the source of this 2526-nucleotide messenger RNA. Its product is annotated as solute carrier family 41 member 2. Gene Ontology annotation, biological process: monoatomic cation transport. The record is from RefSeq and is a predicted model, not a curated record. Lineage: Eukaryota; Metazoa; Arthropoda; Insecta; Diptera; Tephritidae. The transcript is spliced from 8 exons. The coding region runs from base 319 to 2325 and encodes 668 amino acids. Gene Ontology annotation, molecular function: monoatomic cation transmembrane transporter activity. Gene Ontology annotation, cellular component: plasma membrane.